This is a messenger RNA of Tigriopus californicus, 2030 nucleotides long. RefSeq names its product ran-binding protein 3-like (gene RanBP3). Lineage: Eukaryota; Metazoa; Arthropoda; Copepoda; Harpacticoida; Harpacticidae. The coding region runs from base 358 to 1986 and encodes 542 amino acids. The record is from RefSeq and is a predicted model, not a curated record. Gene Ontology annotation, biological process: protein export from nucleus. Gene Ontology annotation, cellular component: nuclear pore; cytoplasm. The transcript has a single exon. Gene Ontology annotation, molecular function: GTPase activator activity.
GUAUUGGAUUCAAGGCGCUAAGAAGCUAGGUAGAAGCGACAGCCGUGCUGAUAAUGAAGUGCUGUUGGAGACAUUCAGAAAACUGUGACUUUCAGUUCAUCACUUCGGACGGAACCAGGAACCAAGAAUCUACAUCCAGGACCCAGUCGUGAAGAAACAUUGAAGUGAUUGAAGUGUUUCAAAUUCAUCUCAUUUCAGCUGCACCAGAUAAACUGCUCGAAUUCCUUUUUCCUCACCUCCCUUGGGCCAACCAUUCCUCUCUCCCUCUCUCCCUUAGUUUAUCCCUCAAUCUUCUUUUCAUCCACGUAGCCAAGAAAUCAGUGCUCUAUUUGGACUCCCUGGAACCGUCACAACGCCAUGUCUUCUGAGCACGACGACGUCCUGAACAUCAGCCCAUCUACUAGCGUUUCUGUGCCGGUCUCCAGCUUCACACCAACAACCAUCGCCCCAACAUCAUCCGAUACUCUGAUUCGGAUUCCGACUCCGACUCAGAUUCCGACUCCGACUCAGACUCCGACUCAGACUCGGCCAAGUGAUCCCAUGGGUGCCGUCCCGUGCGUCAAAGAGCACAUCAAGAUCUCCGUGGGGUCCGUGUCCAAGGACGAAGGUGAUUCUAAUGCGACUUCACCACAGGCCAUCAAGCCGGUAGCACUCUCCAUUAAAAGUUCUGUCCUCUCGAAACCCAAGUUCGACAUUAAACAGUCUAUGCGUUCAGAAGAGAAGAGUGGAUCCGAGCCUGAAGUCGACGCAAACCGCCAAUUGAGACUGACUUCAAAUGCGAACGUGAAGUCGUCAGCGUUAGCGGAAUCCAAUAGCAGAGCCAACAUCAAGGACCACCCUCCCACGUCUUUGUUUUUCACACCCUCUGAUGCCAAUCAACGCAAGUCUGAUUCCAUUACUGCUGUUGCUAAUGUACAAAGUACUAAUACUUUGAUCAGUGGAAGCAUAAUAUCUUCCGAAGUUCAAAGAGCCGCUCCCCUUGGUGGAUUUCUUCCUUUGGGGAAUGGAGAGAAAGAUUUCUCCCAAGGGAAAAGUGUUAUAAAACCAGGCCAAUUAUCAUUAUUUUCCACCUCCAGGCAACAACCUAUUAGCACGAUUUCGACGAGCUCGAAUUGCAACAUCACAUCAGGUGGUUCUGAGACCACGGGCUCUCAUCCUAGUACUUCUUCUACAGUUACUGCCACUGAUGUUGCUAUAUCCACCCAAGAUUUUGUAUUCGGAGAAAACCUAGGAGACAGGGCAGAAAACUUUUCGUUUUCUUCCAUAGGAGACAAAGCGAAAGAGACGCUCUCAGAAACGCUCGACACCAAGAGCCAAGAAGAAAAAAACAUCUUUCAGACAAGUGUUCAAAGCAAAACUAUAUCACGACCGAAUAUCAAAGAUUCUCCAAGUUUAUCUUCUGUGAGUUCCUUUCAGUCCCAAAGUUCCAUCAUCUCGUCCACAUUAACAUCCAUUUCGGAAAUUUCAAACCAAUCAACAAAUGGAAAGGCAAUGGCACCGAAAAGCUUAAAUGAAUCGGCCGCAGAAUAUUGUCAAAAUCAAGCUGCCAUAAAGAGGAAAUUUGAUGAGGUGACGCCAGUCACUGGUGAAGAAGAGGAAGUGAAUGUAAAUCAAUUUCAAGCGAAGUUGUAUGUAUUUGAAAAAAACUCAGGAUCUUGGAUGGAAAAGGGUCGGGGAAUACUUCGCUUGAACGAUGUGAAAGAUAAAAGCCAGUCCAGGUUGGUUAUGAGAACGUCUGGUUCUUUAAGAGUGAUACUAAACACUCAAGUCUAUCCAGAAAUGUCCGUUGAGCGGCCUUCUGAGAAAAGCGUACGUUUUACUGGUCUGCACGAAGGUAAUGCCCGAAUUUACUUAAUAUCUGGGACACCACGAGACAUUCAAUCAUUUUUCGAUGCGCUUAUCUUACGGAAGACGCGUGGAGGUAUUACAAAGGACAAUCCGGCAAAUGAAGACCCUACAGAAAAGAAGAAAAAAAAGUUAAAGUGAUGUAAUGCGUUCCAACCACUGAAAUGAAAGGUUAAAAACAUCCA